Messenger RNA from Ogataea haglerorum, 4086 nucleotides. RefSeq lists its product as uncharacterized. Gene Ontology annotation, molecular function: RNA binding; protein binding; ATP binding. The transcript has a single exon. The record is from RefSeq and is a predicted model, not a curated record. Gene Ontology annotation, cellular component: intracellular anatomical structure. Bases 1 to 4086 code for a protein of 1361 amino acids. Lineage: Eukaryota; Fungi; Ascomycota; Pichiomycetes; Pichiales; Pichiaceae.
AUGGCUAAAAAGAAGUCCAAGCAGACAGAGACACCGCCGCCGAAAGAGAAACCCUCUGGGGAGACGGGCAAGAAAGGCCCGAUAGACGCUGCUACGCGCAAAGCUGGACGAACUGCCGUAGCUCAAUCGUCGAGCUGGACAGGUAAGCUUCCGGGAUCAUUACUUCACGAGCACUGUCAGAAACAAAAGUGGCAGAAAGUCGAAUAUGACAUGAAGAAGACGAAAGAUGGAUACAUUGGUAUUGCGAAACUUGCGUGGAAAAAUCCGAAAACCCAGGAAGUGAUCGAAGUUCGAAUGAUUCCAAGUCCAGUGAUCAAACCGCAGGAAACGGCUCUGGAAGCUCGACAUUACGCUGCUACCUAUGCCUUACAUCGCAUUGCGUCCGACAAAAAUAUCCAUAUGGUGCUACCGACUAAUCAUAAGCAGCUGUGGGCAGACUUGGAAGCCGAACGUAGGAAUCUCGUCAAGCAAGACCCAGAAAAAGCCAAGCGCGAAUACUGUUCAGACCCCUUUAGCAUGAUUCUCGAGCAGCGCAGAAUGCAGGAGAAACGGCAAAAAGAGCAGGAAGCAAAGAAACAAGCGGAGCUGAAAACUAGAAAGCCGAUCAUCUCCAUCGGAGUCAGCAAACCGCAACCGCAGGCUUCUAAAUCUGAGAAAUACGUUACUGAUCAGAUGCGGUUUCCUAGAAAAGUAUGGGAGAGCACUGUUUUCAUUGAUCUAAAGCCAGAAGUCAGAGGCUUGGUUGAAGACUGUAUCAGGCACCACAUCGAAUGGUCGGAAGAGCAGAUCGAGGGUGAAAAACUCAAAGUUGAUGCUAAGGCGUUGGAAGCAUUAGGGUUCCGGAAGUUGCACGUUGAAGAAGCUCUGAAGUAUACGUGUACUUUCACGGACGCUUUAGAGUGGCUUAUAUUCCAUAUUCCUGAAGACGAUCUUCCGCCUCUUUUUGUCAAGGACAGCAAAGACUCGAACGUCGAGCUGACUAUUAGCAAAGACUUCAGAAAGGAGAAUAUUGUGAAGAGACUCAGAGAGGGAGGGUUUAGCGUGAACCAGAUAGAAACGGCGAUUAGCGCAUGUGGGUACGACGAGAUUCUCUUGGGGGUGUAUCUGACGUCCACGCUCAUUGACUUUGAGACCGACGCUCAGGAACCGGACUCGGCGGAAAUCUGGCAGGAAGAACUCGAUGGACUCGUGGCAAUCUACGGGAACGACAAAAUCAAGCUGGUAAAGGAAAACAUUGCCGAAAUUUCGCUGCAACCACAGGGUAUUGACGAAGGUCUGCUCGCGUUGAAAGUGUACAAAAGCCCCAACUAUCCCCAGACUUUCCCCGGCCUGCAUUUGGUAGUGAAGAACAGCUCCUACAAAUUAGCCAACUACAUCAAGAUUUCGAUCAUCACAAGACUUCUCUUCUACAUCGUAGAGAACAACGUGCUGGGCAUGCCGAUGAUCUUCAACUGCAUUGAGUGGCUGGAACAGAACAUUCUUCAGAUAGUCGAAAACCCAGGUCCUCUGGUGAAAGCUACCGUCAAGAGAGAGCGUCGACCGGCCGAGAGGACUUCGUCGUCCAAGACAGUCAAGAGGCAGCGCGCAAAAGUUCCCAGAGACCUGGAUCGUCUCUCCAGUGACUACGCAGCUAGGAUCCAGCUGUCCGAGUAUAAAGAGAUGGUUGGAAAGCGUGCGAAACUGCCUGCAUGGCGGAAAAGAGACCAGCUUGUUUCUGUCAUCAACAGCAACCGGAUCUGUCUCAUCACAGGUGAGACCGGCUCAGGAAAGUCCACGCAGAUUGUGCAAUUUAUCUUGGACGAGCUCAAUAGCAAAAACGACUUUUCCACCGACAUCAUCUGCACUCAGCCAAGAAGAAUUUCCACCAUUGGGCUGGCGGAUAGAAUUUCCGAGGAACGUGUUAGCACAUGCGGCAGCGAGGUCGGGUAUAUGAUAAGGGGUGAAAAUAAAACCUCCAAAGACACUCGGAUCACGUUUGUCACGACGGGAGUUCUGCUAAGAAUGAUUCAAGGAAUUGUCGGCAACAAAGAUGCCAAUAACACGCUCUUUGAGAAUCUGGGCUACAUCUUUGUGGACGAGGUGCACGAGCGAUCUGUGGACGGAGACUUUCUAUUGAUCAUCCUGAAAAAAAUCCUCAAAAUGUAUCCAAAGCUGAGGGUGGUGCUGAUGUCUGCCACCAUUGACGUAUCCAUGUUUGGCAAGUAUUUUGAGUCUGGAGUUUGUCACGUCCACAUUGAGGGGCGGACGUUUCCUAUUCAGGAUUAUUAUCUGGAGGAUAUCCUCGAUGAGUUGCAGUUUACAGUGACGAUGAGAAACGGAGACCAGAUUCAGCCAAAGGCCGACUCGAAAUAUUUCGAGCUCGGAAAUAUCAAUUACGACCUAAUUGCCGCGUUGGUGGAGAAAGUUGACGCAGACCUGCGCGCCCAGUCAAACAACGGAUCCAUACUGAUAUUCUUGCCCGGGGUGAUGGAAAUCAGCAAAUGUCUGGCGAAGAUAAAUGGUCCUUUCUGGACAUUGCCUUUGCAUUCUGCGCUGAGCUCCAAGGACCAGAAGCGGAUCUUCAAAGCACCUCCUCCAGGGAAAAGAAAGGUUGUGGCAUCCACAAACGUUGCGGAGACGUCGAUCACGAUUCCUGACGCUGUGGUGGUGAUCGACACUGGAAGGGUGAAAAGUGUCCAUUUCGACUCGGCUUCCAACUCGACGAAGCUGGUCGAGUCCUGGGCCUCGCAAGCAGAAUGUGGCCAAAGACGAGGAAGAGCAGGACGUAUUCAGAACGGCUUCUGCUACAAGCUCUUCACUAAGGAGACAGAGGCCAAGACGAUGCGCAAACACCCUAUUCCUGAAAUCAAGCGCACAAGAUUGGAGAAUCUGUACCUGGUGGUCAAGUCCAUGGGCAUCAAAAACGUGUAUGAGUUUCUAAAAAUGGGUCUGGACCCGCCGGACGUCGAAAAUGUGGAGAGCUCGAAACAGCUGCUAACCGAAAUGGGGGCGUUGCACAACGAUAACUUGACAAAGCUGGGGUCGUACUUAUCAACAUUGCCAACAGACCUCAAGUCUGGCAAGUUGCUUCUGUUCGGCGUUUUAUUCAAGUGUCUGGACAGUUGUCUCACUCUUGCCGCCAUCGGUGUCACAGGAAACCCAUUCAUGGCGAGAAUGGAGAAUCGCGACGAGGUGAAGAAAGUCCAGAACAAGUUCGCUAACGGCUAUGGAGAUUUCAUUGCUAUUCUGAACGCUUUCAACGAGUACCAGAAUUUGGAGCCCAGAAUUCAACGCCGCUGGCUGGAGGAGAACUAUCUGUCCUAUCUCACCAUGAACGAAAUACAGUCGACGAGAACGCAGUAUAUAUCUGCUUUGCAAGACCUUGGCUUCAUUCCCAUGGACUAUCCUAAGUCCCAGUCCUCGGCUUUUCUUAACAAAAACUCGGCUAAUUACCAGAUACUCAGCACACUGAUAUGCUCCUCGUCAUACCCCCAAAUCGCCAGAGUGCAAUAUCCUGAUCCCAAAUACAUGGCAAGUGUUGCUGGAUCCAUUUCUAUAGACCCCGACGCCAAGAGCAUCAAGUUCUGGAUCAGGAACGAAAAGUACAUCAAAAACCAUGACGACCAGCUUCCUGCUACCAGAGCAUUUCUGCACCCCUCGUCAACGCUCUUCAAUGUUAAAAAGUCAGUUGGAGCUGGUGCAGAGCCACUUGUCGAGGACGAGAACGGCAACGUCAUUUUCACACCUAGAGAGUCCAAUAAUUUGACGUCUCAUUUUGUUAGCUACGGAGCAUCGCAAGUUACAACCAAGCUGUAUAUCAGAGAUGUGACUCCUGUUUCUAUUCUAGCAGUGCUGCUAUUUGGAGGUUCGAUAUCGUACGAUCUGAGUACCGUCUCCUCUGGGAAACCAUCUCCAGGUAUCGUGAUGGGACAAUGGCUACCUAUAAGAACAUGGUGCAAAAACGCAGUUUUGAUCACGAGAUUGAGACAUCUUCUCGACGAGGCCCUGAAUGAGCGGUUCCUGCAACCACACUAUGAUCAAAUGAACGAGUUCAGCGACGACGUCUUAAGAACAGUGGAAAAAAUCAUAGCGUUGGAACUGAAAUGA